GGUUUCUGUGUGACUGUGGAGCCGAGAGAGCUGCAUUGAGAGAGAGAGCGAGAGCGGAGGGGAGGGGAGUGCCGCUGUUUGUACCCUUGUCAGUGCUGCCUUGUAACCCGGACUGUAGCAAGACACGAAAGGAACCAUGGAUCAUUACGAAUCAAAUCACUCGCAGCCCGAUGACUACAUGCAGCCGGAGGAUGACUGGGACAGAGACCUCUUAUUGGAUCCAGCCUGGGAAAAGCAGCAGAGAAAGACCUUCACAGCCUGGUGUAACUCCCAUCUCCGCAAGGCAGGCACACAGAUCGAGAGCAUUGAGGAGGAUUUUCGGGAUGGCCUUAAGCUCAUGCUUCUCCUGGAAGUUAUAUCAGGUGAACGGUUGCCCAAACCAGAAAGAGGAAAGAUGCGUGUACAUAAAAUAUCAAAUGUCAACAAGGCACUGGAUUUUAUUGCCAGCAAGGGAGUGAAACUUGUUUCCAUUGGAGCUGAAGAAAUUGUGGAUGGUAAUGCAAAAAUGACACUUGGUAUGAUCUGGACAAUCAUCCUUCGAUUUGCCAUUCAGGAUAUCUCAGUGGAGGAGACAUCUGCAAAGGAGGGGCUGCUACUCUGGUGUCAACGCAAGACUGCUCCUUACAAGAAUGUCAACAUUCAGAACUUUCACAUCAGUUGGAAGGAUGGCCUUGGAUUCUGCGCCCUUAUCCAUAGACAUCGGCCAGAGCUCAUUGACUAUGCAAAACUGCGAAAGGAUGACCCUUACACCAACCUCAACACAGCCUUUGAUGUGGCAGAAAAGUACCUGGACAUUCCCAAAAUGCUGGAUGCUGAAGACAUUGUGGGUACAGCUCGUCCGGAUGAGAAGGCAAUCAUGACUUAUGUCUCUAGCUUCUACCAUGCAUUUUCAGGAGCCCAAAAGGCGGAGACGGCAGCCAAUCGGAUCUGCAAAGUUCUGGCUGUUAACCAGGAGAACGAACAGCUGAUGGAGGAUUAUGAGAAGCUGGCUAGUGAUCUCCUCGAGUGGAUCCGGCGCACCAUCCCCUGGUUAGAGAACCGCUCCCCAGAGAACACCAUGCAGGCUAUGCAGCAGAAGCUGGAGGAUUUCCGGGACUACCGCCGGCUCCACAAGCCACCCAAGGUUCAGGAGAAGUGCCAGCUGGAGAUCAACUUCAACACAUUGCAGACCAAGCUAAGACUCAGCAACAGACCAGCCUUCAUGCCAUCUGAAGGGAAGAUGGUGUCGGAUAUAAAUAAUGCCUGGGGCUCAUUGGAGCAAGCGGAGAAAGGUUAUGAGGAAUGGCUGCUGAAUGAGAUCAGGAGGUUGGAGCGACUGGACCACCUGGCUGAAAAAUUCAGGCAGAAAGCAGCAAUCCACGAGGCCUGGAGCAACGGGAAGGAAGAAAUGCUGAUGGCCAAGGAUUUUGAGACAGCCACCCUGUCAGAAGUCAAGGCUAUACUGAAAAAGCACGAGGCCUUCGAGAGUGACCUGGCAGCUCAUCAGGACCGCGUUGAACAGAUUGCUGCAAUCGCCCAGGAGCUGAAUGAGCUGGAUUACUGGGAUUCUCCGAGUGUGAACGAGCGAUGCCAGAAAAUCUGUGAUCAGUGGGACAAUCUGGGAGCUCUGACCCAGAAGAGGAGAGAUGCCUUGGAGAGGACAGAGAAGCUCCUGGAAACUAUCGACCAAUUAUAUCUAGAAUAUGCAAAGAGGGCUGCUCCCUUUAACAACUGGAUGGAGGGGGCAAUGGAAGAUCUGCAGGACACAUUCAUUGUUCACACGAUUGAGGAAAUCCAGGGAUUGAUCACAGCUCAUGAGCAGUUUAAAGCAACUCUGCCCGAGGCAGAUCAUGAACGCCAGGCUAUCCUGGGGAUUCAUAAUGAGGUGUCGAAGAUAGUCCAAACCUACCACGUCAACAUGGCAGGUAGCAACCCUUACACAACCAUCACUCCACAGGAUAUCAAUGGCAAGUGGGAAAAGGUUCGACAUUUGGUGCCGCAAAGAGACCAUGCUCUGAUCGAGGAGAAUGCUCGCCAACAGUCCAAUGAGAGGCUGCGGAAGCAGUUUGCAACGCAGGCCAAUGUCAUUGGCCCUUGGAUUCAGACAAAGAUGGAGGAGAUCGGCCGUAUUUCCAUAGAGAUGCACGGCACGUUGGAGGACCAGCUGAACCACCUGCGACAGUAUGAGAGGAGCAUUGUCAACUACAAACCAAAGAUCGAUCAGCUGGAGGGAGACCAUCAGCUCAUCCAAGAGGCGCUGAUCUUUGACAACAAGCACACCAACUACACAAUGGAGCACAUCCGGGUGGGUUGGGAACAGCUGCUGACUACCAUUGCCAGGACAAUCAAUGAAAUUGAGAACCAGGUCCUGACCAGGGAUGCCAAGGGCAUCAGCCAGGAUCAGAUGAAUGAGUUCCGGGCCUCCUUUAAUCACUUUGACAGGGAUCACUCUGGCACCCUUGGAGCAGAGGAAUUCAAAGCCUGCCUCAUCAGCUUGGGGUACGAUAUUGGAAAUGACGCACAGAAGAGGACUGGAAUGAUGGACAGUGAUGAUUUCAAAGCUUGCCUUAUCUCCAUGGGUUACAAUCUGAGUGAAGCAGAGUUUGGACGCAUCAUGAACAUCGUUGACCCCAACAACAUGGGUGUCGUAACAUUCCAGGCCUUCCUGGACUUCAUGUCUCGGGAGACCACAGACACGGACACCGCUGACCAGGUCAUGGCCUCGUUUAAAGUUCUAGCUGGCGAUAAGAACUAUAUCACAGCCGAGGAGCUGCGGCGUGAGUUACCCCCUGACCAGGCAGAAUAUUGUAUCGCAAGGAUGGCACCCUACACUGGACCGGAUGCUGUCCCUGGCUCGCUGGACUACAUGUCCUUCUCCACAGCGCUGUAUGGUGAAAGCGACCUCUAACUCUGCAUCUUUUGUAUGCAAACCAGUGUCUGCUCACCUCUAUUUGGCUUUAAACUAAAGAAAUUGCGGAAUGUCUGCUUGAGCUGGCAAGUGCAGUUUACAGAAGAAAUAUUUUUUUCUUCAGGCAACUUCAAAACAUAUUUUAUUAUAGAAAUAGGUAUUUUUCUCAAAACGUUCCAAAACAAAAUCAAAAUGCACCAUUUACUUUUGUUGUGAUAUCUGUAGUUAAGCACAAUGUUGCAUUUCAUGAUUUUCUACUAAUGUACACAUAUUAUGUAUAUGAAAGCUGGCCACAUUGUAACUCACUGUUGCACAAAAUUGAGCAAGUUCACUCAUAACACCAUAUAAUAAAGGAUUUAUUUUAUAAA
This is a messenger RNA of Pristis pectinata (smalltooth sawfish), 3255 nucleotides long. It is a transcript of the gene actn1, whose product is annotated as actinin, alpha 1. The transcript has 22 exons. Gene Ontology annotation, molecular function: calcium ion binding; actin filament binding. Gene Ontology annotation, biological process: actin cytoskeleton organization; muscle cell development. The record is from RefSeq and is a predicted model, not a curated record. Gene Ontology annotation, cellular component: stress fiber; Z disc; plasma membrane. The coding region runs from base 137 to 2887 and encodes 916 amino acids. Lineage: Eukaryota; Metazoa; Chordata; Chondrichthyes; Rhinopristiformes; Pristidae.